Pangasianodon hypophthalmus (striped catfish) is the source of this 1266-nucleotide messenger RNA. RefSeq names its product S-phase kinase-associated protein 1 (gene skp1). Lineage: Eukaryota; Metazoa; Chordata; Actinopteri; Siluriformes; Pangasiidae. Gene Ontology annotation, biological process: SCF-dependent proteasomal ubiquitin-dependent protein catabolic process. The record is from RefSeq and is a predicted model, not a curated record. Gene Ontology annotation, cellular component: cytoplasm; nucleus. Gene Ontology annotation, molecular function: cullin family protein binding. The transcript has 6 exons. The coding region runs from base 163 to 654 and encodes 163 amino acids.
CUGAAGCUGAAGAAGGAGAAGAAGACAGCGAAGAAGAAGGAGAAGGAGAAGAAGACGAAGAAGACGAGGCAGAAGCUCUGCGGUUGUGACGGGCCUUAUCGACGUUUACAUUUUAUCUUUGAAUCGUUCAGGAAUAUAGUCACUGGUAACAAUUUUUCAUAGAUGCCAACUAUUAAGCUGCAAAGCUCCGACGGAGAGAUGUUUGAGGUGGAUGUUGAAAUCGCCAAGCAAUCCGUGACUAUAAAGACAAUGUUGGAAGAUUUAGGCAUGGAUGAUGAGGGGGAUGAUGAUCCCGUCCCUCUUCCAAAUGUGAAUGCGGCCAUCCUCAAAAAGGUAAUUCAGUGGUGCACGCAUCACAAAGAUGAUCCUCCCCCCCCUGAGGAUGAUGAAAACAAAGAGAAGAGGACAGAUGACAUCCCUGUGUGGGAUCAGGAGUUCCUCAAAGUGGACCAGGGCACACUCUUUGAGCUCAUUCUGGCUGCAAAUUAUUUGGACAUCAAAGGAUUGCUAGAUGUCACCUGCAAAACAGUUGCAAAUAUGAUUAAAGGUAAAACCCCAGAAGAAAUCAGGAAGACGUUCAAUAUUAAAAAUGACUUCACAGAGGAAGAGGAAGCUCAGGUACGCAAGGAGAACCAGUGGUGUGAAGAGAAAUAAAGUUCAUCCAGACAAUGUCACACUGUAAGGAUUGUUCCCAAAAACACAUUUACUGGUUGCACUGCGCUAUUCAUACUUGCUGAUAUUUACCAGUAGACCAGUAGAGUUAGACCUCUUGUGUAUUGAUAGCAUGAUCUUCAUUGCUUGUCUAGUGAAAAAGAGAAUAUAAUUUAAGUGGUAUCUGUUUUUAUUCUUCUUUGUAUAUUCAGCAGAAAUAAAUAGUCUGUUCACUUCUUCCAAGGAGAAGCCCCCCCCCCCCCCUUUUUUCUUUUUUUUCCUUUUUUUUUUUUUUUUGGAAUAAAUGGUCAUCAGGAAGCCAAGUACAAUUCUGACAUUAUUUGAAGCCUGAGUAUUUUUUAGGAAUGCAGGUGUGUGUGUGUGGGGGUUUCUGAUAAUUCAAGUAUAGAAAGGUGGAGAAAAUCUGAUAGGUGGCUAAAAUUUUCAGCUUGACCUGUGGAAUAGAAGUACUUGUUUAAUGAGUUAACUCUUGGUGUAUGGAUAUGUAUGUUGCCUCCUAUUGCAAUGUAAGAGAUUAAAUACCAUUUUUUAGUUCCACUCUUAUGAGAAAGCAUAGAAUUCUUUUAGUUCCAAAAAUAAAACAAACAAAAUGUG